This is a messenger RNA of Siniperca chuatsi (mandarin fish), 899 nucleotides long. It is a transcript of the gene psmb3, whose product is annotated as proteasome 20S subunit beta 3. The record is from RefSeq and is a predicted model, not a curated record. NCBI's taxonomy places the organism in Eukaryota, Metazoa, Chordata, Actinopteri, Centrarchiformes, Sinipercidae. Gene Ontology annotation, cellular component: proteasome core complex, beta-subunit complex; proteasome core complex. The transcript has 6 exons. Bases 157 to 774 code for a protein of 205 amino acids. Gene Ontology annotation, biological process: proteasome-mediated ubiquitin-dependent protein catabolic process.
CCGUUGCGCAAGUGAUGAUGUAGGAGAUUCAGGCUAGUCUGCUCUUUAUGUUUCUAAAUCGUGUAGUCACUGUGGGAAACUAGCAGUCAUUCAUAAUAGCUAAGAAGAAGUGGAGUUUGCAAGUUCUAGCAGUUAGGAAUCCGCAACACCGCCACGAUGUCUAUUAUGUCCUAUAAUGGAGGGGCCGUCAUGGCCAUGCGGGGGAAGAACUGUGUGGCGAUAGCAGCAGACCGGAGAUUUGGCAUUCAGGCUCAGAUGGUCACCACAGAUUUCCAGAAGAUCUUCCCCAUGGGGGAGAGGCUGUACAUCGGGCUGGCUGGACUGGCCACUGAUGUUCAGACAGUAGCCCAGAGGCUUAAAUUCAGACUGAACCUGUACGAGCUGAAGGAGGGUCGCCAGAUCAAGCCCAAGACCUUCAUGAGCAUGGUGUCCAACCUGUUGUAUGAAAGGAGGUUUGGGCCAUACUACAUCGAGCCUGUGAUCGCUGGACUGGAUCCCAAAACCUUAGAGCCAUUCAUCUGCUCCUUAGAUUUGAUUGGCUGCCCCAUGGUGACAGAGGACUUUGUUGUGAGCGGCACCUGCUCAGAGCAGAUGUACGGCAUGUGUGAAUCUUUGUGGGAGCCAGAUAUGGAACCAGAGGACCUGUUUGAGACCAUCUCCCAGGCGAUGCUGAAUGCAGUUGAUAGAGAUGCAGUGUCUGGCAUGGGAGUUGUCGUACAUGUCAUUGAGAAAGACAAGAUCACCACAAGAACCCUGAAGGCCAGGAUGGACUAGAGCUGCUGUUUCUCCCCACACUUCACCAACACAGAUGUUUUGUAUACAAAUAAUAAACGAUGCUUGUAAUGUUUUUUUUCUUAUGGAUAUUGUUCAAUAAAUGAACACAGGUUUAAACAACUUGA